AUAUCUGGAAGUACAGACAGGCUGAGAGGUGAGACACAGGUGGGAGGAGGGAAGGAGGGGUGUCAGAGUCCGCUCAUAAACUGAUCACCUGAGUCACCAGGUGUGGAGCAGGUUCCCUCACAGGUCUUCUCUGUUUGUCCUGAACCCGUCUCACCCGUCCUCACCUGUCUCCCUUCACCUGCCGGCCGACGGGACUCAGGCAGCCGCUGAGAAACAUGGAGUCCACAGGAGGAGACAACAAGGAAGAGACAUCCAGGAUAAUUCUGGGGGAUCAGAAGAUUGACACCAAGCAGCACUCUCCUUCAAAUGAAACCACUUCUAUAACAACAACCCAGACAGAAGACGAGGAACCAGGUGGAGGCAGAGCUGCUACAGCGGUGCCAGGUGAGGACUCGGCAGGAGAUGAAGGAGAAGAAGGAGAAGCAGAAGAAGUAGAAGUAGGAAGAGAAGAAACUGCUGCGGAUGAACCUGCAGAUGAACCUGCAGAUGAAGAGGCAGCUGAGGAGUCCGAGGGACCAGAGCAGAAACAACCAGCCGGCAGAGGCAGACCAGCUCCCCCCAGCAGUCUGCCUCUGACGGGGGACCGACAAAUGAAGAAGAAAGUGCUGGCGGCUCCAUCUCUGAGUCUGUCCUUAGGUGGGACCGGCUCCAUAACGUCGGACGACCUGCAUUCGGCCGCCCUCUCCCCCUCACCCGAGGACGCAGAGGACGCAGAGGACGCAGAGGACGCGGCGCUCGACUUUGAUUUGGACGGCAUGGAGACGCCGUCCGACAGCGAAUCCCUGCACUUCCCCAUCUAUGACCUGGAUAUUGAAGAUGACCUGCGGCGGCUCGGCUGGGCCUCCCAUCGCCGCAGAGCGUCUGGGUCCAGGUCCAGGUCGGGUUCUGGACCUGGUCCUGACCAGUUUGGACUUGGAGCUUUGGAAAGGGAGGACGCGGUGGACAGCGAAGGCACCAGGUGGCGUUGCUUCACAACGGGUGACCCUCCUCAGGAUUCGAGGGUCAACAUGAGCGUCCUGGAGCCUUAUCUCAGGGUUCUGUCACAUGGAGGCUAUUAUGGAGACGGUCAGAAUGACAUCAUUGUUUUUUCCUCCUGUUACCUUCCGGACAACACUCUGGAAAACUACCAGUAUGUGAUGGACAACCUCUUCAGGUUUGUCACCGGGACCCUGGAGCUGAUGGUGGCAGAAAACUAUGUGAUAGUUUAUUUUUGUGCUGGAGGUCAGAAGGAGAAACUCCCUGGAAUCGGCUGGCUUAAAGAGUGCUACACCACCAUUGACCGGAGGCUGAGGAAGAACCUGAAGGGUUUCUAUGUGGUUCAUCCCACCUGGUACAUAAAAAUCCUCAUCACCGUCAUCAAACCCUUCAUCAGCUCUAAGUUCAGCAGGAAGCUUCAGUUUGUCAACACGCUUCAGCAGCUUUCUCACCUCAUCCCUACUGAGCAUGUGCAGAUCCCAGACUGUGUCAGACAGUACGACCAGAACCAGUCCAGGUGAAGCUCUAGUACUGCCUGAACAGAUGGAAAUAUUCCACUCUGUGGUAUUUAUGUUCUCUCACCCUGCAGGGGGUUGCUUCUGCAUCUCCAGGACACUUUCAGUCUGUGUUUCGGGAUGAGGAAUACACUAGUUUUACAGUUUUUAUCAGUGUUGAUGGAGGUUUGGUUCUAUGUGUUUCAAAUAACAUACUUAAACAGGGAAGAGCAUCAUGCAAAUUAAGCUGGAACACACGCUGCCUAAUUAAACUAUUUUAUUGAAUUUUAUCUAUUUUUUUGUCAGAAUUUUAGCAGUAAAGUAAUUUGAAUUGUCAGUUCUUCAGACACAUUGUUAGGAGCCAAAGCUCUGAAAUCAACCACAAUAGAUAAAAAAAUCAACUGGUUUUUUUUUGUUUUGUUUUUUUACAACACAUCAGUUGUAUGUUUGUAUUUGCAAGUCAUGAACUUCAUGUGAACCGUCAUUUCGUAUUUUUAACAGACAUUUUAUAAAGGGGUUUAGGUAAACAAGAAAUAAAAUGUUUUAAGAUUUUGCACAUUUUUAGUCACUAGCUCCAUAACGCGGUGAAGGGUUUUUUAAAGUCGCCCUGUCUCUGCACUUUCAGUGUUAUGAAGACAAGUUUAGUCACCAGACCCAUCAGGAAAUGUGGUUGCUUACGUUUUCUGAUUUAUAUAAAAAUAAAAGUGGUUUACUGUUUUUGUCGUCUGACAUAA
Molecule: messenger RNA, 2203 nt
Organism: Fundulus heteroclitus (mummichog)
Lineage: Eukaryota; Metazoa; Chordata; Actinopteri; Cyprinodontiformes; Fundulidae
Product: BCL2/adenovirus E1B 19 kDa protein-interacting protein 2
Exons: 14
Coding region: 216-1496 (426 amino acids)
Biological process (GO): apoptotic process
Cellular component (GO): cytoplasm
Source: RefSeq, a predicted model, not a curated record